Oppiella nova is the source of this 753-nucleotide messenger RNA. NCBI's taxonomy places the organism in Eukaryota, Metazoa, Arthropoda, Arachnida, Sarcoptiformes, Oppiidae. The record is from the annotation of a GenBank genome assembly.
AUGGGAUUAGUUAAGUGGGCUAAGAUGCAAUGUAAGGUCCAGCUCAGAUUAAAAUCCAAUUUGUUUAUGAAUACCACUGUAGGGGUUGAAUGCGAAAAUGCAGUGAAUUUGUCAAUGAAUUGCAAUUCAAUUGAUUUGAAUUCAUGUAAAAUAAGUGAUAAAAUGCUUUCCAAUCACAACACCAUUAAUACACUCAACACUUAUCACUAUUUCCACUGUUUUUGGCCGAAAUGUCACAUCAAGACUAAACAUGAAAGUGAUUUAACUAGACAUCAAUUAAUACAUUCAAAUACCAAGAAAUAUAAAUGUGAUUUCAAGAAUUGUAAUAAAAAGUUCUCAUUAAAAGUAAAUCUAAAUGCCCAUAAAAAUAGCAUUCAUUUAAACGUGAGAUAUGUAUGCGAUUGGAGUGAAUGUCGCAAACAAUUUACAUUCAAACAUAAUUUAUAUCGUCAUAAAAGUAGUGUUCAUUUGAGUGAAAGAAGAUUCAAAUGUAAUGAAGAAAAUUGUCGAAAAUAUUUCGCCCAAAAGUCAAAUUUAAUUGCACACAAAAAUAUAGUUCAUUUAAAAGUGAGAUAUGUAUGCGAUUGGAGUGAAUGUCACAAACAUUUUACAACAAAACACCACUUAAAUCGACACAAAAGUGCUGUUCAUUUGAAUGAAAAGAAAUAUAAAUGUAAUGAAGAAAAUUGUGGCAAAAGAUUCAAAACAAAAUCUGGAGUUAUUUAUCAUAACCGCAAGCAUUCACGUGAAUAA